GGAAAUCCAUCUGCUAUUAGAAGAGGUUGAAGAAAACGAUGGCUGUUUGAGCCCACCAACAAACACCAUCCCCUUCCGUUCGAGAUCAUCUGCCUCCUUCCUACACCCGACAAUCGAAACCAUCCUAUAACCCUCUUGCACGACGACACCGGAGAGGCGACCGCGACGACAAUCAGUAGCAACGACAGAGAAAGCAUACUCAUACAGUUAAGCGAAGCGAUGCUUCAGACGUGUUACGCUCGACAAGAACCCAUCGUGAAUAACAUCGAGGGGAACGACGGAAAGGACGCCGGUCACAGCGGUAUUGCUGUUGCAGGCGGUGAGACUGUUGAUUGCACAGCUAGUCCGGCUGGGGCUUUGGCAGUAGAGUUCGAAAGCUACCUGGAGCGAUUCGAGUCGAGCGGACGGGAGCGGGAGAAUCAGCGUCAGCCACAGUAUCAUCAUCACCAACCCCAUCAUCAAUCGACCCGAUCGACCUCGUCUCAAGCUUCUUCCUCUUCUGGUUUUUCAUCGCUCUCUUCAUCUUCUCAAACGAGAAACAACCACACUCAAUCAGAUCAUCAUCAUCAAGCGAGCUACCCUUUAUACAACUACCGAAAGGACUCUUAUCAGCAGCGAGACCGGGACGACCCGGAAGAUUACCCGAUGGGAGACGAUAGUGGGAGAAUACCAGAGAUGGAUUCUCCAGGAAAGACGAGCGAGAUGAGUAGUUCCAUGUGUUCAACACCGUCGGCGGUUAGCGCGAAUCUGCCUACGUCUUUGGCCAGUACCGCAGGCCGCUCCUUUUUCACCAAAUCGACGCACGGGUUUACUCGUUGUACAUCUCCUUCACCUGACUCUCGAGCAUUCGUUCUGGAUCUCACAUCGUGUGAUGACGAGAGCGACAUGUCCAUCACACCGACACCACUAGCACCAGCGCCAACAGCAACAAUGGCAGGGCCGGCGGACGCCAAGAAGGUUGGACCUGGUUUGACGAUCGAUCUAGGCGAACAACAGCGUAGAGAGACGAAGAGGUCGGACGAGGAGGAUGAGGUAGAGAGAUCUAGCCCUCAACACAGGAAGUUCCCGGCGAACGCUCGAAUCUUCAGGUCGUGCCUAUCCAGGACGAUCUCGUCGCCGGCCAUGGAGAUGGGAGGUGCGGCUAUGGGAUCGAUCACUACGACACCGGUCGCACCGCCUCGACUCUACUCUACCCGAUCGGAAAGCGAAACCCUGUCGACUCGAAGCCAUAGAGCUUCUCUCGGUCGACCGGCAAGAGUGACGUUUUGCGAAAAGCUGCCUCCGACAUUCCCUACGCAUCCAAAUUACGACUACGAUAGAUCUCCUCACCCGGUCGUACCGAGAUUGAGUUACCGGGAUGUUCUGGAAUUAAGAGAGAUGAAAGUCGAGAUGGCGCUUGUGACGAAGAGACAGCAAGGAGCGGCCGGGUUGACAGACGAUGCGCUCGUCGGCGGCGCCAAGCCGGCUCCGCCGCAGGAUUCCGGACUGGGACUGCAGAUGAACCGGGAAGGACGCCCAAACUCGCCGUUCUCCCUCUUUGAGGACGACGAGUCGGUCGAAAAUCUGCCCCCUUCACCGUCGGCCUUGACUUCAUCUUUCCCUUCGUCCAUCAAACUGGUCUCGCGAUUGCAUGAGAUGGGAGAGUUUCGCCCGCCAGCUAGGGAAAGAGGGAUGGGGCUCAAGGUCGAGCAGACGUUUGGCCUGGAUAGGGUUGCCAGUGGAGACAGCUUGAGGGACGAUUUCGCCAAACAUUUAAGCGGAGGGAAUGGCGAAGGGUCUAUCUCGUCUUUGAGACGCAAGACGAGUGGCGAAUUUGCUGUCGAAGAGAGCGAUUUUCAGAAAGAGCUACGGAAGGCUAGGGAGGAGCUGGAGGCAAUCGCCGUGCAGGAAGCGAGGCUCGGUAUGGCCUCUCAAUUGGGCGGGGCUAAAUCCAACAAGGGAGAACAACAUAGCGUCGCCAUGGGCAGCAGCGGGAGUUCCACGCCGCUCGGACUCGGUAUCAUCAGGCCCUCGCCGAGUCUCAAUUCCGAGACCAUGAGCCAUCUCCGAUCGAGCUCGUCGUUGUCGAGCGUCAACGGAGGGAACAGGUCGAGAAAGUCGUCGUUGGCGUCGCAACAAGGUGGUCUCGAAGCGGACGCAUCGACGGAUAUAUCGAUCGGCGGACUGCCCUCUGAAAGGGCUUCCUUUGCCCCAAUCCAUUCUUCUAUCAAAUCUGGAAUCUUGCAAGGGGACGACGGCGAAGAGGGGUCUCUGUUGUUCCCAAGCAAGGCUCCUCCACCAUCCUCCACUAGACCCACGGCCAGGUCGGCCAGGACCCCUGCGCCCCCCUCACAGAGCAAGAACAACUUCCGACCUCCGUCCCCCAUCCUCGCGCCAUUCGCUAGAUCCGCGCCAAUCCGCGCCACCACUCAACGUACAGAGACUCUCGGCACAGCGAAGAGUUCUCAUGAAGGUGGAUCCAAGGGCAGCAUCUUUAGACCUCCUUCGCCCAUCCUGGCGCCAUUUGCGCGGAGCUCGCCCUUGCAACAUUGAUGCGCGUUCCCUUGCAAUUGCACAAUACACUUAACGACAGUCUACCAGUUUCCAUUAUCGUUCUCGAUUGUCUUGCGUAGCAUAUAUCACACACCUCGCCUUUUCUUGGCUUACUGUAUUCUGACAUACAUUUAUGCAUUUCAUGUCGACGUUGAC
Molecule: messenger RNA, 2688 nt
Organism: Filobasidium floriforme
Lineage: Eukaryota; Fungi; Basidiomycota; Tremellomycetes; Filobasidiales; Filobasidiaceae
Exons: 3
Coding region: 220-2532 (770 amino acids)
Source: RefSeq, a predicted model, not a curated record